CGAUUUUGGUUCCGAGAGAAGUUUUGCUUUUUGGUGGAUUUCAUCUGACAGACAUGUCAGACGCUCUUUCUGCGAUUCCGGCCGCCGUUCAUCGCAAUCUCUCCGAUAAACUCUAUGAGAAGCGCAAAAAUGCUGCGCUUGAGCUUGAGAAUAUUGUGAAGAAUCUCACUUCUUCGGGUGAUCAUGACAAGAUCUCGAAAGUCAUUGAGAUGUUGAUUAAGGAAUUUGCCAAAUCCCCUCAAGCUAAUCAUCGAAAGGGUGGUCUAAUUGGCUUAGCUGCGGUAACAGUUGGUUUGUCUACAGAAGCUGCUCAAUAUCUUGAGCAAAUAGUGCCACCUGUGAUUAAUUCCUUUUCUGAUCAAGAUAGCCGAGUUCGGUACUAUGCAUGUGAAGCUCUCUAUAACAUUGCAAAGGUUGUGCGAGGCGAUUUCAUUAUUUUCUUCAAUAAGAUUUUUGAUGCCUUAUGCAAACUCUCAGCAGAUUCUGAUGCCAAUGUCCAAAGUGCUGCUCAUCUUUUAGAUCGCCUUGUUAAGGAUAUUGUGACGGAAAGCGAUCAGUUCAGUAUUGAGGAAUUCAUACCUCUUUUAAAAGAGCGCAUGAACGUUCUAAACCCUUAUGUUCGGCAAUUUCUAGUUGGAUGGAUCACUGUUCUUGAUAGUGUUCCAGACAUUGAUAUGCUUGGGUUUUUGCCAGACUUUCUCGAUGGGUUAUUCAAUAUGUUGAGCGACUCUAGUCAUGAAAUUAGACAGCAGGCUGAUUCAGCUCUUUCAGAGUUUCUUCAAGAGAUAAAAAAUUCACCAUCUGUAGAUUAUGGUCGCAUGGCUGAAAUAUUGGUGCAGAGGGCUGCUUCUCCUGAUGAAUUCACUCGAUUAACAGCCAUCACGUGGAUAAACGAGUUUGUAAAACUUGGGGGAGACCAGCUUGUGCGUUAUUAUGCUGAUAUACUUGGGGCUAUCUUGCCUUGCAUAUCUGACAAAGAAGAGAAAAUCAGGGUGGUUGCUCGUGAAACCAAUGAAGAACUUCGUUCAAUCCAUGUUGAACCCUCGGAUGGUUUUGACGUUGGCGCAAUUCUCUCUGUCGCAAGGAGGCAGCUAUCAAGUGAUUUUGAGGCUACUCGGAUUGAAGCAUUGAAUUGGAUAUCAACACUUUUAAACAAGCAUCGUACUGAGGUCUUGUGUUUCCUGAAUGACAUAUUUGACACCCUUCUAAAAGCACUAUCUGAUUCUUCUGAUGACGUGGUGCUCUUGGUUCUGGAGGUUCAUGCUGGUGUAGCAAAAGAUCCACAAUACUUUCGCCAGCUCAUCGUAUUUCUAGUCCACAAUUUCCGAGCUGAUAAUUCUCUUUUGGAAAGGCGUGGUGCCCUUAUCGUCCGAAGAAUGUGUGUACUUCUGGAUGCCGAAAGAGUCUACAGAGAGCUCUCUACAAUUCUGGAGGGAGAAGAUAAUCUUGACUUUGCUUCUACCAUGGUUCAGGCAUUGAAUUUGAUUUUGCUUACUUCCCCGGAGUUAUCAAAACUAAGAGAUCUAUUAAAAGGUUCACUCGUCAAUCGCGAAGGGAAAGAACUUUUCGUUGCCUUGUAUACUUCAUGGUGCCAUUCACCCAUGGCAAUUAUAAGCCUUUGCUUAUUAGCUCAGGCUUACCAGCAUGCGAGUGUUGUGAUUCAAUCAUUGGUAGAAGAAGACAUUAACGUCAAAUUUCUAGUACAGCUUGAUAAAUUGAUCCGGCUUCUCGAAACUCCAAUCUUUACUUACCUUAGAUUGCAGCUUCUGGAACCAGGAAGGUACACAUGGUUGCUGAAAACACUUUAUGGUCUUCUAAUGUUACUUCCUCAGCAAAGCGCGGCGUUCAAGAUACUUAGGACAAGACUCAAAACUGUGCCAACGUACUCAUUCAGUACUGGAAACCAAAUAGGCAGAGCAACUUCAGGAGUUCCUUUCUCUCAGUAUAAGCAUCAAAACGAGGACGGUGACUUAGAAGAGGAUAAUAUCAACAGUUCUCACCAAGGAAUCAAUUUUGCUGCGCGGCUACAACAGUUUGAGAACGUACAAAAUCUACAUCGCGGCCAGGCAAGGACUAGAGUGAACUACUCAUAUCACACUUCCUCUUCUUCUACAUCAAAGGAGGUGAGGAGAUCUGAAGAACAACAACAGCAGCAGCAGCAACAACAACAACAACAGCAACAACAACGACCACCACCUUCUUCGACACCAUCAUCCGUUGCAGACAACAAUCGACCUCCAUCAAGAUCUUCAAGAAAAGGCCCUGGUCAAUUACAGCUUUAACCUACCUGUAACUCUUCAAGUUUCGACGGAACUUGUGGAAAAGCUACGGUCGUGUCCAUCCUCUCUCUCUCUGUCGGGUUUUUUUUUUUUUUUUUUACGAGAGAUUCUUCUCCAGUCCCUCAGUCUACCUUAUAUUUUUUUGGGUUUCGUUUCUUGUUUCAUUGUUUGGAGCUUUUAUAUUCUACUUUUGUGGAUGUAAGAAAGAGAAGUGAUCAUGUGGUUUUGUGUUGUUUUUUUAUAACUGGAAAACCACAUGAGUUUGUAGAGGUGACUUAUUGGAUAUUUUUAUGUUGAAUGAUGCUCCUUUUUCCAUUUCCCUCAUCUCACAGUGAUAUUUUAUCUUAUACAAUGUUUGCUAAUAAGAAACAUUGCACUUCACU
Molecule: messenger RNA, 2662 nt
Organism: Arabidopsis arenosa
Lineage: Eukaryota; Viridiplantae; Streptophyta; Magnoliopsida; Brassicales; Brassicaceae
Source: the annotation of a GenBank genome assembly